Molecule: messenger RNA, 1794 nt
Organism: Apiotrichum porosum
Lineage: Eukaryota; Fungi; Basidiomycota; Tremellomycetes; Trichosporonales; Trichosporonaceae
Exons: 2
Coding region: 1-1794 (597 amino acids)
Source: RefSeq, a predicted model, not a curated record
AUGGCGUCAGCGACAGCGACAACGGCAGCAAGCUCGUCCUCGGACGGAGCGUCGUGUACAUCGCCAAACCGCACAGUUUCUGAAGUGGUGGCAUCCUCAAGCCUCCUCGAGUUGUGGCCGGCAGCGACGCCAGAGUCCGUGGCCAGCUCCAGCGGAAGCUCGGCAGUCGUCAAUGACGAAGCGGACGAGCCCGACAUGGAGACGGUCGCAGAGAACAACCAGUUCUCACUGCCAGACUGGCUUGUAUCCGCACCAGACCCCCUGUCACGAAGCCUCGCUGUUGUCCGAUCACGAGGCGGGUCGACUACACCAACUGGACCGAGUUUCGAUAUGCUACCAGCAGGAAGCUUUGGCGGGUUCCCACCUACGCCCAGAGGCGGGAUGGGCGGUACACCCAACUUUGGGAUGAGCAACAGCAGCAGUCCCAUGUUUGGCGGCGGGUUUGGUGGUCUUGGCGGCCUGGGUGGUCUCGGUGGUCUCGGCGGCCUCGGCGGACUUGGUGUCCUCAACAUUCCGGGCCUCACACCGUCGCCCAUGCUCGACAUGCCCUUCACACCUCCCGCCGAAGCGAGCCCGAUCCUCUCGCUCACGCUCGAAACGUUCAUCAAGCCGCAACUCGAUGUCUUCUACCAACGCAUCUACUCCAUGAUGCCAGUCUUCAACGCGGCGUGGAUGCACGCCAAGCUGGCCGACCGACGGUCGUUGGGAGACAAGUCGUUUGCAGCCCUCGUGCUGGGCAUGGUCGCUCUGUCCCUCGUGCACCCGCUCAACGCCGACGAGAUGCUGCAAAAGGACGCCAGGGCUCGGCAAGCUACGACUCUACUGGACGAGGUGUGCCGGCUGCGGAGCGGCUGGAACUAUGGAUGCAAGACUAGCGUCGAGUCGGUCCUCACCAGCUAUCUCAUGUUCGCCACGCUGUUUGAGCUGGGACACACGGACGGAUCACAGUUCCGCCUCCUGGAGAGCAUCAUCAUGGGUCAGUCGAUGCGACUGGGCGACCUCAGCACGUACGAGGGGCUUGACGCGGACGACGCCAAGCGCAGGAUGAGGAUGUACUGGAUCCUCGCAAUCACAGAGCGAGCGUAUGCGCUGCAGCGAUCUGGCACCAUCAUCUUCACAGGUCCAAUCGCAACCUCUCCUGACCGUGGUGAGGGCAGUUCCCUCCACCACCUCGCCCAAGUCUUCACCGUCAUCGACUCGGACAUCAUUGCGUGCUGGAAUGGACGCUGUGACCGAUCAACGUGUAAAACGCUCACGGCGUCACGCGCCGUGUCAAUCUUGCGACGGUUGAAGGGGUCAGCGGCGGAAGUCUUUGGCGACGAGGACGGCCUCAUGGGUCUCACAGACUGUCAAAAGGCCGACUUGCUCAUUACGUGGCAGUGGAUCCGGAAUCGAAUCUGGCGACUGGCUGCCGCCCACGGGCUCUGCAACACCGACAUACGAGACGGUGGCGACCAGCCGUACGAGCUCGGAGUGGGAUACGUCGUGGACGUCGCAGCCACCACGGUCGCCAUCUGUCGACGUCUUUCGAUGGAUGCCAUGGACAAGCAUGGCCAGGGAUUCGUCGAGAAACUGGUCGACAUUGCAAGCAUCAUCACGGAACUGCUGGGCAACAGUAGCGCCAUGCAGUCGGGCGUCCUGGCAGUCGUGCACUCGGGAAAGUGGGGGGACGUGCUCCAGUCUCUCGGCACCUUUGUCACGCGCCACCGUGCUGGAGGUCCGUUUGCUGUACCGCUCGCACAAGCUAUGAGCCUCGUGAGCAACAUUCGGCUUUUGAGUGGAACCGAAGAGUAG